Molecule: messenger RNA, 1262 nt
Organism: Chara braunii
Lineage: Eukaryota; Viridiplantae; Streptophyta; Charophyceae; Charales; Characeae
Source: the annotation of a GenBank genome assembly
GGGACCAGUAGGUCCCCCACCUACGGGUCCCCAAGAAGGGAGGGAUUAUUGGGAAGACGAGGAUAGAAUCAGAAGCCUGUUAACAAUGUGCUAUGAUGAUGGAGUGUACCCUACGGAGAUCGAUCCUGGGGAGAUAGUGGUGGAAGGGAGGGAGGUGCGAUUCAGACUAAACACAUCGCUCGAUGAGAUUGAAGUGAAAUGGUUCAAGGAACGCACAGUAACUGUGAUAUUUAAGGAGGCCGCCAGAUUCCUCGCUAAGAAUAUCAAGGACGAUCUUGUUCACACCUUUGAGGAUGGAUGGGUAAUAGGGAACGAGAGUCUGCAGGAAAACACUCGAAGAGGGAGAUUGAAGAUCGAAGGACCCGGGGUGGCUUCCUACGUAGCGAAAGCAAGAGAGGUAGCGAACUUCAUGAAGACUGAAGGAAAGGUGGAGAUAACGUUGGGAGCAGAAGCGUACAAGAUUCUUUCCAAAUCAUGGAUGGCAAGAGAAGAGUUUAGAGAUCUAAGGAGACCGGAGGAGGACAGGGUGGUUUGGGUUGUGACGCUACAGGUUCCAUUAGAUGAUAUGACAUUUAUCUACGCUCAGAUUGAGAGGGCAAUUGGCAAGAUAAUCAUGGUGCACCCAACGGACGUGGAUCCCUCGAGAUCGGUGCUGGUCAACGCAAGAUUUGAUCUAGAGCCAGAAGCGAGGCCCAACGUGACGGAUGUGUUGUGGGUGGAAAUGGCGAAAGGAGAUGUCCUAGAGAUUAAGUUGGCAAAUUCAGACUCGCUGAAGUGCAGGAUCUGCUGGCAGUUCUUUCAUACGCAACAUGAUUGCUGACGUGGAGGGGGUGUACGAAUAGGCGGAGGCAUGGUAGGGCAUGCGAGACAAAAUCAAACACACCAGCAGGGUCCAACAACUUCCUGAGUUGGAGGGGGUCAAGCACCCAGGUAUCAAGGCCCGUUGGAAUCGAGACCGGCGAGAUCUGGUACCCCUAGAGGGGUCACUCACUUGGGACAGGUGCGCAGUAACCCGACGUUCUCCCCACAUGGCAUCGCUAGGGAAAGUCAUCAACAUGGUGGAGGUACGUAGGCAGGACUCUUCGGUGGAGGGCUACACCAAGCCACGUCAGUUGGAAUCCCGACAGAGCAACCCGGGGGACGUCAGGGACCCGGGGAAGGCCUAGGUCAACCGGGGAUGACACCAACACAAGGAGGACUGCAAGCGGUGUGGCAGGGUGGUGUCGUCGUUGAAUGGCUUCUAACAAAUGGGAUACACCCGG